This is a messenger RNA of Dermacentor silvarum, 732 nucleotides long. RefSeq lists its product as uncharacterized. The record is from RefSeq and is a predicted model, not a curated record. The transcript has a single exon. Lineage: Eukaryota; Metazoa; Arthropoda; Arachnida; Ixodida; Ixodidae. Bases 1 to 732 code for a protein of 243 amino acids.
AUGCAACGGGAUGAAGCCUGCGCCAACGCGGCCAAGAAGCAGCGCCUCCUACACAGACAGCAGUGGAAGAGUCUGAACACGUCACAACCCCCAGUAAAACCCUCCAGUCCCUCAUCUAUACCCAAGGUGCGCGCCUCGUCAAGCCUACUGCCUACACAUGCCCAGUGGGGGGGCCAGCACCCGCGUCUGACCCAGGUGUCACCAACCCCUGUGAUUCAACCAGCACCGAGUGCACAACCGAAGCCUGCGGAAUACCACACGCCUGCUCCGGUGAAGCAAGAUUCACCCCUGCAGAAACCUGUACACCAGGUAAGGUCGCCGACGACUCCCGCACCCGCACCCGCACCCACAACCUCCCCCUCUCCCUGCCGCGUUGAACAGCUGGAGCUGGGGCUGACGGAGCUUACCUCUCGCGUAACCGCACUGACAUCCCUCGUUGAGAUGCAACAAAAACGUAUCGAGGCACAAGACCAACGUACUUCCAACCUCGAGACGCUCAUUUCAAACCUCACACAGUCCCUUGACAAUCUGAACUCCACCAUAAACAAAGCAUUUAAUGACGCCCCAGGCCCUAUGGAAGACAAGAACCACCCCUUCAAGCGCACCCACCCCAUACCCGCUGCGUCAGUAGGCCUAGCCCCCAAAAUUAAGCCCGCCACCCUUCUCGCUCCACCUAACCCUUCCAAUAACAAGCAUCAUGGCGAUCACAAUAAUUCAGUGGAACUGCCGUAG